AAAAUGUUUUAAUAAGCUUUAAGUCCCUUGCUACAACGCACGUCAGAAGGCAUCACACAGCUUCUAAGCAUUUCCCAAGAAACAUUUCGAUCUUUUUCUCCCAUGUCUGAACGCUCUACUUUCAUGCAUCUGCCGGGUGAGCUGCACCUCGAAAUCGCAAGUUAUCUUUGCUCAGCGGAGCAGAUGAUGCUACGACUGACGUGUUUCCAUCUCUUUACUCUGGUUAGGCCGAGGAACUUUACAAGAGAAGAGGAUCUCGUCGUGUUCCACCAGUCCAACGUCGCGGAAAAGUACGGGCUAUUAUGCUGUUCUGCCUGCUACAGAGUCCGGGACUCUUCCGAGUUUGCUGAGGCACAACGAGUCCACCGGAACCUCCGCAGGUUCUGCUAUGAUUGUAGUUUCAAGCAAAUUGGCUGUUUCUUCACUUGUGGUUAGCUUGUCGAAAGGUUGCCACAUACAUGCGGCCAUGCAUGCUCGAACGACCACAAAUCGGUUUAUAUACGACCAAGUCUUCCGGACUGGGUGCAAGGCUCUGGCCUCCCAUAAGAUCCUAGAUGGAUCGUCACGACAUAAUUCAUAGCUCUCGACCUAGUGUUUAUCCGUCUGCUCCGCGAACACGCCACAUCUCACACGAGGAACCAAUAUAGUCUCGCUGUUAGCCAUGUUAUAACUAUGUAGCUACAGUUGAACCCACUAGCUACUUCUCCAUCGAGAUAAGACUAUCAUGCAGCAGCUCACUUUCAGCAUUUCGGCAGGCAUCUCUGCUGUGUAUGCACCGAGGACCUUUGAGGACUUGACAGAGGCAUGGGUGACGGAUAUUCCAA
This is a messenger RNA of Pseudovirgaria hyperparasitica, 824 nucleotides long. RefSeq lists its product as uncharacterized. Lineage: Eukaryota; Fungi; Ascomycota; Dothideomycetes; Acrospermales; Acrospermaceae. Gene Ontology annotation, molecular function: protein binding. The coding region runs from base 103 to 435 and encodes 110 amino acids. The record is from RefSeq and is a predicted model, not a curated record. The transcript has a single exon.